Molecule: messenger RNA, 558 nt
Organism: Penicillium griseofulvum
Lineage: Eukaryota; Fungi; Ascomycota; Eurotiomycetes; Eurotiales; Aspergillaceae
Exons: 1
Coding region: 1-558 (185 amino acids)
Molecular function (GO): lyase activity
Source: RefSeq, a predicted model, not a curated record
AUGAGCUUCUUUGCCCUCAAGGAGUGGGAAGCCGCCAAUCACGACUACAACGAUACCCCAGCGCCCUACUGGCAUGCGAAGUCUGUACCCGAUGGCUUCACCGCCAUAUCAGGAAUCCUAUGGUCCAUCUCAUACGUCUUGAUGGCCAAAAAGGCUUUCAAAGAUCGUUCCUACGCAAUGCCUCUUCAUUGUCUCUGCUUGAACAUCACCUGGGAAGCAGUUUACGGGUUUGUCUAUGGCCCCGGACUGCUAAACCAGGUCGUGUUUGCGCAAUGGAUGAUUGUAGAUGUUAUCCUCUUCUACGCAAUUCUUCGCUCGGCCCCGUAUGCGUGGAAGCAGUCACCGCUGGUGGCACAACAUCUCGUGGGAAUAAUUGUGGUCGGAUGCGUAAUCUGUCUCUGGCUGCACCUGGCGGUUGCGGCCACGUUUAUCCCGAGCAUUGGUCGACAGGUUGUGUUCAUGACUGCAUGGCCCAUGCAGGUCCUUAUCAAUUUUAGUUCAAUCGCGCAGCUACUGUCGCGUGGAAAUACCCUCGGUCAUUCUUGGGGAAUCUGGUGA